AUGAUCCUUUCGCGAGCUCUCCGACCAAAUGUGGUCAACGCCGCCAAGAUCUCGGCAAGGUAUGUUGUAGGUCGAUUUUUGGAGGUGUGUCCAACUGACAAAGAAAAAAGUAGACUUAAACGUAAGGAGAGAUCUUUAAAGCAGAGAUUUAAAAAAAAACAGCUAAAAAAUAACCUUCCUGAAACUUUGCUCAAACAAUAGAAAACAUUUAUCCUGAAAAGCAUUUUUUUUCUUGUUUCAGUUCCACACGAAGCAAGCACACGCUACCCGACCUUCCGUACGACUACAACGCUUUGGAGCCCGUGAUCAGCCACGAGAUCAUGCAGCUCCAUCACCAGAAACACCACGCAACUUAUGUAAAUACCCUUAACCAGACCGAGGAGAAAAUCCACGAGGCUCAAGCUAAAGGUCUUUGAACACAAGAUAAAAUCAAACUGAUUGGAAAAAUUUACAGGAAACCUCAAGGAAGUAAUUUCUCUACAGCAAGCGCUGAAGUUCAACGGCGGAGGUCACAUUAAUCACUCGAUUUUCUGGACCAACCUUUCUAAGGAUGGCGGUGAACCAACCGGAGAGCUUCUUUCUGCUAUCAAUGUAGGUUUCAGGAGGAAAAGAAAAAAAUUUGAAUUGAGGGAAAGAAAACUGUUAUUUAAAGGCCAUAUAUUUUUUUUAAAUAACCAAUUAGUUGAUUUUUGAUUCUCGAAAAAAAAGUAGUUUGAUAAAGCGUCUUCAAAAGAUCUUUUUCACCGUACACAACUUCGAAAAAAAAAUGUGGAAACACUUCAUUUGUCAGUAUCAAGUUGUGUUUUUCUUUUAAGAUCACGAAUUUUCAGUAGCUCAAGAAAAGUCCUGAAAUGUUCAGCGCGACUUUGGAUCUCUCGAAAACCUGCAGAAGCAGCUGUCCACUGCAAGCGUUGGAGUUCAAGGUUCCGGCUGGGGUUGGCUCGGAUAUUGCCCAAAGCAAAAGAAACUCAAGGUGAAAUUGUUCAUUCUGUCUUUCUCAAUAAUGGAAAUUUUUAAUUCCAGAUCACAACCUGCGCCAACCAAGACCCACUAGAGCCGACGACCGGAAUGAUUCCGCUCUUCGGAAUCGACGUCUGGGAGCACGCCUACUAUUUGCAGUACAAGAACGUCCGACCAGACUAUGUCAAUGCUAUUUGGAAGGUUUCAAAUUAAAAGCGAAAUGAAAAGUAAACCAAUUUUUUCCAGAUUGCCAACUGGAAGAAUAUCACCGAGCGCUACAACAACGCCACCAAGAAAUAA
This is a messenger RNA of Caenorhabditis auriculariae, 1260 nucleotides long. NCBI's taxonomy places the organism in Eukaryota, Metazoa, Nematoda, Chromadorea, Rhabditida, Rhabditidae. The record is from the annotation of a GenBank genome assembly.